Molecule: messenger RNA, 3839 nt
Organism: Solea senegalensis (Senegalese sole)
Lineage: Eukaryota; Metazoa; Chordata; Actinopteri; Pleuronectiformes; Soleidae
Gene: slc39a7
Product: solute carrier family 39 member 7
Exons: 8
Coding region: 173-1591 (472 amino acids)
Biological process (GO): intracellular zinc ion homeostasis; zinc ion transmembrane transport
Cellular component (GO): membrane
Molecular function (GO): zinc ion transmembrane transporter activity
Source: RefSeq, a predicted model, not a curated record
UCUCCAUCUGAGUAAGUUUCCUUGAGUAAAUGCCACGUAUUAUUCACAGCUACGCAUAGCAUCAGCGGAGUUUGGGCAGACUUUAUCACUUUAGUCGACAUAUCUCAGGCCGGACAGUCAGAUUAACCUGCGGCCCCACAGAUAACGACACCCGCCACACUCCGGGGAUACUAUGGGCUGUGUACGUCUGCUGGUACUGACACUGGCCACAUCUGCAGUACUGCUGUUCGCCUCACAUUCAACCUUCGCUCACAGCCAUUCCCAUGAUCACCACGGCCACGAUCACCACAGUCACGAUCACCACGGAGAGCAUGAUCACCACGAACAUUCACAUGGCCAUCAGGUGAAGAUGUUCCAUGGAGCGAGCAAGUGGAGUGCCGAGGCCAACAUCCAUGCACAUGAAGAGGAGCACCAUGACCACGGACACGGCCACGACCAUGACCACGGCCAUGACCACGGCCACGGACACGGCCAUGACCACGGCCACGGACACGGCCAUGACCACGGCCACGGACACGGCCAUGACCACGGCCACGGCCAUGACCAUGGACAUGACCAUGGACACGCUCAUGUACACAAGGAGGAGCGUGUGCACUCGCAUGGAGAGGAGAGCGUGAAGAGAGAGAAGAGGGACAUGGUGGAGCUCUGGACACAGGCUAUCGGAGCAACUCUGCUGAUCAGCGCGGCUCCUUUCCUCAUCCUCUUUCUGAUCCCAGUCCAGUCCAACAGUGACCAGCACCAGAACCUGCUCAAGGUGCUGCUCAGCUUUGCCUCUGGUGGACUGUUGGGUGAUGCCUUCCUCCAUCUCAUUCCUCACGCUCUGGAGCCUCACUCUCAUCAUGGAGAAGAUGAUCACGGACACUCGCAUGUAGUUGAAGAGUCACAUGACCAUGGCCACUCCCACGGAGCUGCCCACGGUCACAUGAUGUCAGUGGGUUUGUGGGUUCUCGGUGGAAUCAUCGCGUUCCUUGUCGUAGAGAAAUUUGUGCGUCUGCUGAAGGGAGGACAUUCUCACAGUCACUCACAUGCUGCUCCCAAAGAGAAGGACAGUGAUGGAGAAGAAGAGAAGAAGAAGAAGAAAGAGGAGAAAGGAGGCAAAGACAAGAAAGUCCCAAAGAAAGAGGAGAUAAAGAGCACAGACAUUAAGGUGUCGGGUUAUUUGAACCUGGCCGCGGACUUCACACACAAUUUUACCGACGGCCUGGCGAUCGGAGCCUCGUUCCUGGUCGGCCCUGCAGUGGGCGCCAUCACCACUCUCACCAUCCUACUGCACGAGGUCCCGCACGAGAUCGGAGACUUUGCCAUCCUGGUCCAGUCGGGCUGCACCAAACGACGGGCCAUGUGUCUUCAGCUGCUGACCGCUCUGGGAGCUCUAGCCGGCACAGCUUGCUCCCUGUUGGCUGAAGGCGUGGGAGCCGCGGCAACCGCCUGGAUCCUGCCGUUCACCGCCGGCGGCUUUGUGUACAUCGCCACAGUGAGCGUACUCCCGGAGCUGCUGGCUGGCCGCUCCAGUUUCGGCCAGUCCCUGUUAGAGAUUCUGGCCCUGCUGUUUGGAGUCGGCAUGAUGGUGCUGAUUGCAGAGUACGAGUGAGACGCAGCAGAGACGGCGGAAAACUACGCACACAGCGAGACAGGAAGCGAUGGCGCAGAGGGACAGAGAGGGAGAAGGUCAAAAAUGUUUCAGGAGGUGGUUUUAUGUAAAAUUCAAGUGGAUUAAUUUUGUCAGGGGAGUGGUUUUUUUUUUAUUUUCUUUGCAUUGUAUUUUGGGAAUGAACAUCACCCAUUGAAGGCCAUUGGAUGGUUUUUGUUGUCUUGUGUUUUUUUUUUUAGCAGUUCACAGUCACAUCCCUGAUGAGGAAAAGAGCCUGAGAGCUGGAAAGAAAACAAAGGAGGAAAGACGGGUUUUUUUCAGGUACUGUUAGUGAUGUGAUGUCUGAGUGACAGAAGCUGAAGUUUCUGUCCAACAGCCCCGAAAUUCACUCGCCACUUUGACUUUGUCACCACAUAAAUGAGCUGCACCUUGAUUGUAGUUUUAACUGACACUUAUUUCCCUCCAAUAAACGCAAGAUAAAUAUUCUGCUCUUUAACGUGAUGUCUCUUAACAGUGGCUCAGUGGAUAAAAUUUGGUUUGCUUUGUGAACCACUUGCUCCCCUGCAUCAGAUGCUAUUGACAAAAACAACGAUUUUAGCUCACUGCCUCCGUCACUAAGUUAAGUUUAGUCAUUUUGUAAUGUUGAGUGUUUGAAAUCCUUUGUUUUGGUUUACUUUAAUAAAAUAAACUGAUGAGGCAGCAGUUGAUGAACAAACUCCUGUGACCUCUGAACUACAAUCAGAAGUUUUUGUCAAUGAAGUCUGUGUGGGUGGAGUGACUGGUUAAAGUGACACGAAAUUCAGUUCCCUGUUGGAAAAGGCUGAUAAACAGUGCGCCACAUCGCUAAGCUCAUCGUUGAGAGAUAUUUGAUUUGCUGAUUGUUGUAUUAAACUGGGUUUCGCUGGUUGCAGACUAUCCCUUUAAGUCCAACAUUUCAGAGUUGUUCUGGCGAAACAGCUGUUACUGUUUCACAGCGUCCUGCUCACUGCUGUUAAUGUUUAAUGUCUGUCGAUAUUUCUACACCCCACCCAAAAAAAAAAAGAAUAAAAGUGAAUGUGUUCACACUCGAAAUCAAAUUCUCAAAAUUCGAUUCUUGUUUGAAAGAAAAACACAUGUCGAACUUUGCAACAUUCCUAAACAACAUUCAGCAUUUUUCUUCAGAUUGGUCAUUAAUCUAUAUAUGCUGAAUUUGAUUGUAGUGGGAUUUUGAAAAUGACUUUCCAAUGAACAUGACUAACUGUUUUGUUAUUUACUAACAUACCUGCCCUCAAUACUGAACAAUAGGUGACUUACACAGCUCCUGUGAAAUAUGCAAAUAUUAGAGCCGCGUAUCACACCCAUGUGUUGACACAACACGAUAUGAACAAACAUGUGGUUUCAUCUGCAGUCUGCGUUAAAAAGUGCCAAGAUUUUUUUUAGAGCGUGCAUGUUAGACUUUUUAACAGGAUACAAUUAGAUCUUAAAGCACACUUUUAAAUUCUCUUUUUUUAAUCAUCACACUUUAGAGGCCUGAUUAUCCAAUAUAAAAUCACUACAUUAAUGAAAAAGAAAAACAAAACAAAACUGAAGUCUACGUUUGUUAAGUUGAUUUUUUCAGAGAGAGAAAAAACAUUAGUGGCUGCUUUACUGAGGACUAAAGUGAAGACAGAAAGACUGGCGAACAUGCAGCAACUGAAGGCUAAAGGCAGGUUGUUAAAUUAAUUGUGGUGGUUUCAAAAAGACAAAGUAAGGUGUAUAUAUAAAUUCCUAAUUGUCUCAUGUGAGGUUCACUCUUUACUCUUUUAUUCCUCUAUUCUCAUCUUCCUUUUUUAAAGACAACGGCAACACGUUAGUUAGUGAUACAUAAACCACUGUAACCACUGAGAAAUGUUCGGGUGUGAAUGAAGAUUAAAGUUGGUGUCUCGGUGGGAUUAAAACCAUUGACGUCACGAGUUAUGACUGACUUUAAAUGAACCUUUGAAUGUUUAUGUUCCUAUCAGUGAAAGCAGAGGGGGAAAUGGAUCAUUAAGUUUAAACUAUAAUCUGUAAAAGUAAAGUGCUAUAUGUUCUUUCUUCUUCUGAAUGUUGACACAGAACAGUGUGUGCUGUUACAGAUCAAGACAAAAGAAAAGCUGAAGGAAUUCAUGAAGUCACAGCUGUGAAGAGCAGGUGUGUCACGGAAAAAAAAAACAUCCGUCCUCCUCCCUUACCUGGAAUUAUAUUAAUCCAAUGGUUUGGAAACACAUCUAAUAAAAGAAAAAGAAACAAA